AUGGAAGAGCUGUUGGGGUGUAGAGUCAAUGACCCAUAUGGGAAGAGAAGAAUAUUGUGCGUUCUCAGGCAUAAUAAUACACCAAAAUCCAAGCAUCCUUUAGAUAGAAUCGUAUAUAAUGACGUUUUCCACAGACUACGACCGAGAUUCUCAGGAGAGUGGCUUGGUCAAAUCAGCCGGGUACUUUUGACGACAUCCCUAAUCUUCGGUAAUCCUUGGUCUACCAAAAUGUUGUCUUGCGGUUCCCGUAAAGAGCCUCUGGAACUUAAGCAUUUCGUCCAGGAUGACGAAAUAAUGGAAGAAAUCAAAAUGAAAAGUAAUAAUGCCAACUUGCAUUAUCACUCGAUGAUCUACAGCCAGCACUGGUCUGGUUCCUGGUCAGGGUGUGGUGUUACCUGUCAAGAUCAUACUGAUCUGCAACGGUAUACUCUCUUACACAUAGACAACAAGUCUGCAUAG
This is a messenger RNA of Sclerotinia sclerotiorum 1980 UF-70, 459 nucleotides long. RefSeq lists its product with no specific name. Lineage: Eukaryota; Fungi; Ascomycota; Leotiomycetes; Helotiales; Sclerotiniaceae. The coding region runs from base 1 to 459 and encodes 152 amino acids. The transcript has 4 exons. The record is from RefSeq and is a predicted model, not a curated record.